GGGGGGCGUGACCAAGAUGGGUGCGCGGGCGCGCACGGACGCAGCCCCACGUGCCGUCCCAGUCCGCCUGGCGCUCCGUGGGGUCCGGUUCUGCCUGGCUCUUCGCCUGACCCGAUGCCGGGUCCGGCCUGGCCAUGGGCGCGGGCUCAGUGCGGGCGCGCUACCUCGUGUACUUCCAGUACUUGGGCACGGACUUUAAGUACGUCCUCUGGGCCUCCCAUCCGUGCCCGCAAACCCCCUCGUGUAGCUCGGCGCCGCGAGGAGCACCCGAGCUCGAGCCGGAGAGCAGCCGACGGCCGGCGUCCGAGGGGUUGGAGGGAUCUAAGUUUAGGACCUCCGGCCUCGGGCCUCAGCCUCCCGGGGAUGGAACGGCCGCCUUUGGCCGCAGAAGACGGGACGGGCGGCGUCCCUGGCGGGGCGGGGCGGCCUCGCGCGCUAACCUCCACCCGCCCUGCCCACAGCGGGGUCGCGGCAGUCAGGGGCGCCCAGCACGCCAUCGGAGUCCAGAACUACCUGGAGGAGGCCGCAAAGCGGCUGAACUCGGUGGUGCCGGUAAAGUUCACUAUCUCCAGCCGCACGGAUGCUGGGGUCCAUGCCCUGAGCAACGCGGCGCACCUGGAUGUCCAGCGCCGCUCAGGCCGGCCCCCCUUCUCCCCUGAAGUCCUGACGCAAGCCCUCAACACGCACCUGAGGCACCCGGCCAUCCGGGUAUUGCAGGCCUUCCGUGUGCCCAGCCACUUCCAUGCCCGCCACGCCGCCACGUCCAGGACUUACCUGUACCGCCUGGCUACCGGCUGCCGCAGUCCUCACCAGCUGCCCGUGUUUGAACGAAAUCGGUGCUGGGCGCUUCGGGCUGACUGCUUGGACGUGGCUGCCAUGCGGGAGGCCGCCCAGCACCUCCUGGGGACACAUGAUUUCAGGGCCUUCCAGUCGGCUGGCAGCCUGGCCACCAGCCCGGUGCGCACCCUGCGCCGAGCCUCUGUGUCUCCCGACCCUGCCAGCAGCCCCUUUGUCCUCCCCGAGGAGAGCAGGCGGUUGCAGUUCUGGAGCCUGGAGUUUGAGAGCCAAUCCUUCCUAUACAGACAGGUGCGGAGAAUGACAUCUGUGCUGGUGGCCGUGGGGCUGGGGGCUUUGAUGCCUGCUCAGGUGAAGGUGAUUCUGGAGAGCCAGGACCCUCUGGGCAGGCACCAGAGCCACGUGGCUCCCGCCCACGGCUUGUUCCUGAAGGCGGUGCUCUAUGAGGGCUUCGGUCCUGCCUCUAUGUGCCCUCAGAGUCCGCAGCACAGAGGUCACAGGUGACCCCUGAUAUGCAGCAAGGUCAGGGCAGCCGUGGCACGCUAGGCCCAGCUGCUGGAUGCUGCCCAGCUCUACACCACCGUGCAUCU
Molecule: messenger RNA, 1385 nt
Organism: Physeter macrocephalus (sperm whale)
Lineage: Eukaryota; Metazoa; Chordata; Mammalia; Artiodactyla; Physeteridae
Gene: PUSL1
Product: pseudouridine synthase like 1
Exons: 7
Coding region: 115-1299 (394 amino acids)
Biological process (GO): tRNA pseudouridine synthesis
Molecular function (GO): pseudouridine synthase activity; RNA binding
Source: RefSeq, a predicted model, not a curated record